CUCGCUAAUGACCAUCUACAAUUCCGUUGAAAACCCACGUGUCAAUUCGAUCUCAUACAGUAGUGCUCUUCCUCCUCCUCAAAACCCUAGCUGCGCUAUCAGCUCCCACAUUCUCUUCAAGACCCACAUUUUUCCAUGUAAAAAAAACAAUACAAUUUCAGCAUUUUCUUUACAAUGCUUUACAUUUCUAGCACCAGCUAUUUAGAUCCAAACUUGACCGCGCGUUUGGGAUCUAUACGGUUCCUGCAUUGACAACACCAUAUCCUUUGGCCCCUCCUGUAAUGGGCUCCACCCACUCCGUACCUGCAGUCGAAGAUGAAGAUGAUGAAGACCAAGAAGAAGAUGAUGACAAUGGCGAACCUGAUAGGCGACAUAUGGAUAAACGCCUGGUGAAGAAGCUUCUCGAACAGGAGCCCGAGAUGCUCCCCUGCCACGCGUCCGCAUCCCCGCUUUCCCCGCAGCUUUCCUCCCUUGGGACCCCGCGGAUCGGGCCUUCCAUUAAGGUGUGGGACCCGUACAAUGUUCUGGCUCCACCCCCUCCUCUCCCGCCUCCUCCUCCGGUGUUCUCCGCCUCGGAUGCCAUCCUCGAAGACGAUCGGACUGUCGUGGAGGUGUUUCUGAUCAGCCAUGGAGAGUGCGAGCUGAACUUAAGCCCCGAUUUGGUGGGUGGGAGGUGCCCCGAGGCAUCGCUGACGGCGGCUGGGAAACGGCAGGCCAGGGCCUUGGCGGUGUUCUUGAACUCUCAACGGGUGAGGUUCCACGCUGUUUAUUCUUCGCCGUUGAAUCGGUCUCGGUCAAUGGCGGUUUCGGUCUGUCAAGAAAUGAAUUUUGCAGAGGAACAGAUACAAUCCUCAGAUGCAUUGGUGGAGAUGAGUCAGGGGCACUGGGAAGGCUGCCUUCGGUCAGAAAUAUACACACCUGAAACUUUGGACCUCAUUGACAGAUUUCAGCCUGAUUUCUCUGCACCAUCUGGAGAAUCACUUCGGCAAGUGGAAUUCCGGAUGGUUGAAUUCCUAAAUGGGAGAGUCCUGGAAUUGCGUGAAAAGUUGAGAUCAGGUUUUUCCAUGCACCAUCAUAAUGAGAGUCAAGGGUUUUCUCAACACAUGUCUCAUACUCCGACCAAUUCGAUUCAUGACCGAGAUGGGCCUUCCCUCCCACCACCCCACUGGGAUUUGCAUAACAGGCACCGACAAGGGCUUUCAAAGAAGAAAUCUGGUAAGAGCAGGCUACAAUUUGUAACAACCGGAGAUCAUGAGGCUGAGGACGAAAUAUCCCCUCAGGAUUUGAGCCACCAAAGUUCCCUACAAGAUUCAAAUGACCGGACCUCCUCAUCCUGUAUCGCGUUUUGCAUGGGUGUUUUCACUCAUUCAGUGCCAAUUAAGUGUCUCCUCACAGGCCUCCUUGGGUGCAGCCCAAUAAUGUCACCUAAGAUAUGCAUAGAAGAUUCUUCUGUGUCAGUGUUGCAGCACUCACGGAAAGCCGGUUGGCAGAUAAAAAGGUUGAAUGACACUGCGCAUCUUAGGCUUCUUUAGUUGGAGAAUUUUGCUUGCAAUGGAAUUUUCUGAUGGUAAAAUUGAUGUGUUAAUUAAUUAUUGGCCAAAUUCUUGCAUUAUUAUGAUUUGUGGACUGAACUUGUAUGUUCAUGAUUCCGCAUGACUUGGCUCAUCCUGUAAUCUUCAAUAUAUUUAUAUCUUGAUUCAACUCCAAUAGAACUUUUCUUGUUA
This is a messenger RNA of Carya illinoinensis, 1724 nucleotides long. RefSeq lists its product as uncharacterized. The transcript has 2 exons. Lineage: Eukaryota; Viridiplantae; Streptophyta; Magnoliopsida; Fagales; Juglandaceae. The record is from RefSeq and is a predicted model, not a curated record. Bases 282 to 1532 code for a protein of 416 amino acids.